UUUAGAUUUAUUUAGAAGGAGGUACUCCACCACUAGAUGAAUAGACAGGUACUGUUCAUAGUUUGCAUUUCCUUGAGAUUCUUGUGCGGGUUUUGAAGAUCUUUCCUCUUCAGAUUCAUGGCGGCAAUCCAACCACCACAGGCUCCGGAUCGUACAACCGUUCAUACUGUCACUGAGCAUAUAGAUCAUGCAUGCAGAAGAGAUACCAGCCGAACCAGAUAACAUGAAGGAGCAGUCUUCUCAGGGUACAGUGACUAUAGGUCAUUCGAGGGAGACCACAAGUCAAUCAGGCUCUUUAGGUUCAGGUGGAGAUGUUCCUCUGUAUCCUCCUAAUGUGUAUGCUCCUCAAGCUCAGGCUUUCUACUAUAGAGGUUUUGACAAUGGCAACGGUGAAUGGGAUGAAUAUUCUUCAUAUGUCAAUUCUGAGGGAUUAGAAAUUGGAUCUCCUGGUGUCUACAAUGAAAAUCCAUCCCUUAUUUUCCAUUCUGGGUAUGGCUUCAACCCCCAAAUGCCUUAUGGACCGUAUUCCCCAGUUACCACACCUUUGCCUUCUGUAGGUGGAGACACACAGUUAUACUCCUCGCAGCAAUUUCCAUACACUGGACCACCUUAUUAUCCUCAGCUAAUUCCUCCUAGCUUAUCAUAUCUCAAUUCACCUACUCCAGUUUCACAGCCAGAGCUCACCAACCUGGUAGGUAUUGACCAACAAGUUGAUAACAUGUUUUUUGGACCAAGAGCAGGCUAUCCAUCUGUGGGAUCUUUUGGUCGAGGCAGCUUUCCUGUAGCGCCUGGUUCCUUUGGCUUUCAUGAAUCCCAACAAGGAUUUGAAGGAUCAAGAUCUGGUGGUAUCUGGUCAGAUUGCUCAAAACCCUCAGAAAGACAAAGAUCUUUAAUGCCUAUAUCGCCAUCUGUUUCUCCACGGCCCAUGGGCUCACUUGGGUCAUUUGGGCCGAGUGUUGGAAUGGCCUCUCAUCAACAGCCAUCACUAUAUGGGUUUGGAUCUGGUUCAAACUCUUAUGGUAGGGGCUACCUGCCUAACCACGGCUCUAGCUUUGGAGGUACUUCUAUUUCCAAUCUUAAUGAUAGGAGUUGUGCUUCUCUUGAAAAUAGCAGGAGGCAAGGGCGGCCAUCUGCAUCUCUUUGCAAUUGUAACGGUACUCUUGAUAUCCUUAGUGAGCAGAACCGAGGUCCAAGGGCCUCAAAGCUGAAAAAUCAGAUUUUGGCUGAAAAAAAUUCUGUGGAUAAUGGUAAAAAUAGUGCAUCUACUGCCAAGUUUCAAAAUGAGUCACUCAAUCGGUCAGAUUUUGCCAUAGAUUACAAGGAUGCCAAAUUUUUUGUCAUCAAAUCUUACAGUGAAGAUAAUGUGCACAAGAGCAUUAAAUAUGGUGUCUGGGCUAGUACACCAAACGGAAACAGGAAGUUAGAUGCUGCAUAUCGCCAAGCAAUGGAGAAGCAAGAGGCCUGCCCUAUAUUUCUCUUCUUCUCGGUCAAUGCGAGUGCUCAGUUCUGUGGGGUAGCUGAAAUGGUUGGACCUGUCAAUUUUGACAAGAGUGUGGACUUCUGGCAACAAGAUAAGUGGAGUGGCCAGUUUCCCGUGAAGUGGCACAUAAUUAAAGACGUUCCAAACAGUCAGUUUCGUCACAUUGUUCUUGAAAAUAAUGAUAACAAGCCUGUGACUAACAGUCGAGAUACUCAGGAGGUGAAGUUGCCACAGGGUAUUGAAAUGUUGGCCAUUUUUAAAAACUAUGAAACUGAUGUUUCCAUCCUGGAUGAUUUUGAUUUCUACGAAGACCGGCAGAAGGCUAUGCAAGAACGGAAGGCAAGGCAGCAAAGCAGCAUGAUGACAACUGGAUUAGUUGGAGAAAAUGAACAUCGGAAUUCUGCUAACACUACUGGUGAAUUUAUGAAGCAGAUGACAAAGAGUUUUGCUCUAGUUGUCCGCUUAGAUGAGAAUAACAACGAAGUUGCCGCGGACAGAGAUAAUUUAGUCUCUCAUGGCCCCAUUGGUAACGUAGUUAAAUCUGAUGAUGGUCAAUCAGUGCCGGCCUCUUCAACUCAAACCAGUUAGGAAGAUGUACCAGAAAUGUUGUUUCACAUUUGGUGAUUGAAAAUUGAAAUCAUCCCUGCUUUAUCUCAUUACUUUUUUCCAAACAAGGUAGCGUUGCCGUUGUUAAGUCGUUGGAGUCUAUGGGGUUUCUAAAUGAGGUACUCACGUAAGAGAAUGGGUUUCAUGUAUAAGUGUCUCCUGCGGUGCGUCAAUUAGAAGUGUCGUUUUGAUUUAGUUAUCUCCACCCCGAAAAAACAAAUAAUAAUAACUUCUGCUCAUUGGAGUGUAUAGGUUAGAUUUUAAUCACCACUUUUGUUUAAUAAUUUCGUGUAGGAUUGUUUUAGGCGUGUUUCAUUUUGUAAAAUUUCCUCGUCUUUACAACCCUUUUAAUAAAGGCAGCAAAUCCCCUUGCAA
Messenger RNA from Vigna umbellata (rice bean), 2461 nucleotides. It is a transcript of the gene ECT5, whose product is annotated as evolutionarily conserved C-terminal region 5. The record is from RefSeq and is a predicted model, not a curated record. Gene Ontology annotation, molecular function: mRNA binding. Lineage: Eukaryota; Viridiplantae; Streptophyta; Magnoliopsida; Fabales; Fabaceae. Gene Ontology annotation, cellular component: cytoplasm. Gene Ontology annotation, biological process: mRNA destabilization.